Amborella trichopoda is the source of this 1771-nucleotide messenger RNA. RefSeq names its product Ras guanine nucleotide exchange factor K. The record is from RefSeq and is a predicted model, not a curated record. NCBI's taxonomy places the organism in Eukaryota, Viridiplantae, Streptophyta, Magnoliopsida, Amborellales, Amborellaceae.
UUUCUUAGCUCUUUUAAAAGUUUGAGUCGGUCCGAAAGCUCUCUCUUUUAAGAUUCUCAGAAUAAAUUUCAUCAAAAGUAAAAAUAAAAUGGGCAUCAAAGACCAGGCAUAGGCAAAAGUAAGUUAGCUUCUUGAAUUUUAACGAACUUGACUCUAAAGGGUACUAAAAAAAGGUGGAAAGCCAAACUUCUAAACAAUUUUGAGAUAAGUAAAUUUGAGACCUACAAAAGUAAAAAGUGACAGGGCCCCUAAUUUCUCACAUGAACCCCUUUAAAAAGCCUCUUUCUCUCCACCCCAACAUACACCACUUCAUGGCUCACCACUUAUCAAACUUUUCUGGCGGAGCAAUUGUCAAUUUCCUGCCACCUAAUGCCAAAUUCCGGCCACCCGAAGAGAUGCUCCAUGAAAAUUCUGGAGAAAAUCAUGUCGGGAUCCGACCAGAUACUGGCAACUUAGCAGGAGUCCCUCUCCUCCUUCGAUCUUGCUAUGCUCGAUCGCAAUCAUUCCAUGAUGACGAGCUCUACAACUUUCGAAUGAGCCUAAGAUGGUGGGCUUUAGACCAAUCCUCAAAACCAACUAAACUCAUUUCAUGGCUCACUUUCUGUGUCUUUACAUUAGUUGUACCAAUAACAAGCUUGGUCUUGGUUCGAGCCCCAUCUCGAGCCAUAGCCAUAGAGAAAUGGGUCCAGCUGCCUGAGUCUGGGCUCGCUGCUAUAGCAUUUUUUAGCCUUUCUAGAUCAGUAAGAAAACAUGGUUUAAGAAAGAUUCUCUUCCUAGACCAGCUAGCUGAGGAUACACAUGAAAUUCGACGAAAUUACUCUAGCGAACUCGAAAGGGCUUUCAAGGGAUUGGCUUUCAUGUUGUUACCUUCUUUUUCAGUUGAACUUGCUCAUAAGGUGGUGUUUUUUUCAUGCACAGAUGUUGGUAUUUUGAAAGGUGGUUUCGCGGCUAAGUGGGUGGUUUUUGGAUUCGUUUUGGCUUCUUGGAUUUACAGAACAGGGGUUUAUUUGCUAGUUUGUGUUCUUUUUAGCCUCACUUGUGAGCUGCAAAUAUUGAGGUUACAAGGUCUGAGGAAAAAGUUAGAGGAUGGUGGGUCUGAAUCAGAGGUUGGGGUUAUUUUUAGAGAGCAUGUUAGAAUAAGGAGGCAGCUCUCUGUUAUGAGUCACAGGUGUAGGGGGUUUAUAUUGGGGAGCUUGGGGACCAUAACUGUGAGCCAAUUGGGGGCCCUGAUAAUGGUGUUCUCAUCCAAGUUUCAAAAGGAUUUCUUCAACUCUGGUGAUCUUUUGGUCUGCUCGGCUGUCCAGCUUUGUGGGGUAUUUUUGUGUCUGUUGGGGGCAGCAAAGAUCACGCACCGGGCGCAAGGUAUAGUGUCGAUCGCGACCAGGUGGCAUGCAUCAAUGACAUUGGAACCAAAAACCAAACGGUCUUAUUCAAAUUCCGGGGAACCAUCGGCCCCGCCAAUCAAUGGUGAGAAUUUUCUGGCUACGAACAAUUCAAGUGACCCGGAGUCACCAGAUGCUCUCUUCAUCUCACCAUCGCUACAUUCUUCUUUUGAGGUCAGGCAAGCCUUUGUUUCUUACUUGCAACAUAACAGUGGAGGUAUCACCUUGUUUGGUUUCACUUUGGAUCGAGGCCUGCUUCACACAAUCUUUGCCUUUGAGUUCUCUUUGGUGUUAUGGAUUUUGAGCAAAGUUGUGGUUAUUUCUUAGAGGAGAUGCACUACUCCAUUACUUCUCUCUCCUAGCAAUCUCCUAUACAAUGGUUGUAAACA